Molecule: messenger RNA, 2117 nt
Organism: Paramormyrops kingsleyae
Lineage: Eukaryota; Metazoa; Chordata; Actinopteri; Osteoglossiformes; Mormyridae
Product: serine/threonine-protein kinase pim-3-like
Biological process (GO): regulation of mitotic cell cycle; protein autophosphorylation; negative regulation of apoptotic process
Cellular component (GO): cytoplasm
Molecular function (GO): ATP binding; protein serine/threonine kinase activity
Source: RefSeq, a predicted model, not a curated record
CUACGAAUGUCAAUAGGAGUUCUAUUUCACUAAUGAAACGCAACGGAAAGCCCUCCAGACGAGGAAUCCUUCGGCGUUGCGACCGGCAUGGACCACAUGCCGGUGAAAAUACAGCUCCAGCCAGUGAAAGCGGAGAAGGAGCCUUUCGAGAAGGUUUACCAGGUUGGGUCCCUGCUGGGGAGCGGGGGUUUUGGGACGGUGUACGCCGGGAGCCGGAUCGCCGACGGCUUGUCGGUCGCCGUUAAGCAUGUGGCCAGGGGGAGAGUAACGGAAUGGGGCUCCAUUAACGGCGUUAUGGUGCCUCUGGAGAUCCUGCUGCUGAAGAAGGUCAGCUCCCCGUUUAGAGGAGUCAUUAAGCUGCUGGACUGGUACGAGCGGCCGGACGGCUGGCUCAUCGUCAUGGAGCGGCCGGAACCCGUGAAGGACCUGUUCGACUUCAUCACCGAGAAGGGCGCUUUGGAUGAGGAAACGGCCCGCCGAUUCUUUGGCCAGGUGUUGGAGGCGGUCCGCCACUGCUACAGCUGCGGGGUGGUGCACCGCGACAUCAAGGACGAGAACCUGCUGGUGGACCUGCGCAGCGGGGACAUUAAGCUGAUCGACUUCGGCUCGGGGGCGAUGCUCAAGGACACCGUGUACACGGACUACGACGGUACGAGGGUAUACAGUCCGCCAGAAUGGAUCCGCUACCAUAGAUACCAUGGACGCUCGGCGACGGUGUGGUCCCUAGGCGUGCUCCUGUACGACAUGGUGUGCGGAGACAUCCCAUUCGAGCACGACGAGGAGAUCCUGCGGGGACAGCUGUUUUUCAGGAGACGCAUCUCUGCCGAGUGCCGGCAGCUGAUCGAGUGGUGCCUCUCGCAGCGGCCGUCAGAGCGGCCCACGUUGGAGCAGAUCCUGGACCACCCGUGGAUGCACGCCUCGCAGGCCCCCGGGAUCCCCCAGUGCACCAUCACGCUGCACAGCAUCGAGGCCGACGCCUCCAGCACCAGCUCCAGCAAGGAGAGCCUUUGAGGGCUCUGGGACAUCCUCUACCUUUAUGGACAUUUUUAUUUUUGUAUCUUACUGUUCCUCAUUGGGAACACCUAUUGAUUAGGUGCUCUGACCAGCAUUUACGUUUGAAACUUAAGGGUUUAUUAUUAUUACUGUUAUUUUAUUUUAAUUUCUAAAUGUACAGUUUAUUGACCCUCAUUCAGACACGCUGGCUGCUCUCAUAGAGCCUGGAUUGAUUUUAAUGUCUUCAUUUUGAGUGCCUUUUUUAUAGACUACUUUUGUGGAGGUUUCUCUAUUUAUCGCCUCUUUUUAUUGCCGUGUGUGUCUAAUGCCAGGCGUGACGCCAUGCUGGAUACUUGAAUACUCACUUGCUCUCGCUGUGCCCCCCCCCCCCUUACUCGCCCCUUCAUCCUGCACAGGUGUUUGGAAUUCGCUUCCUGUGUUAGUUGUGCUUCUUUCCUGGUUUCUUUGCUGAGGGCUCCAUGCUGCCCUCUGGUGGUGGUGGUGGUGACAUUCCCCUUUUAAAACACACCCCUCCCCCAUUUCACUGCAAAUUCUAUGUGUCCCUUGCCUGGGUCCUACUGGGACUUUGGUUUGAAAUGCACAAUCAAUGCAAUGUCUGUAUUUAAAGAUGUUUUUUUCCCCUAUAUUUAUAUGUAUUAGAUAUUCCACACAUGGUAUUUAUUUAUUUAUUUAGUUUCAUCUUAAAAUCCCUUGGCAUGUCUUUAUCAUGUCUGUUCAUUCCUCAUAUAAUACUGUGUGUGUGUGUGUGUGUGUGUGUGUGUGUGUGAUUGUGUUUGUAUAUAAAGACCUUUAUUUCAUAACAAUAACAUUGCUGAUGCACUGACAGGAGAUGUCUUUAAAAAAAAAAAAAGCGAGAGAGAUGAAUGUGUUCCCGUCCCUUCCCUGUGAUGUUUUUCCAAAUGUGAUGUUUUGGUCUAAAUUUGAACUUGUAUGACCUCCAUUCAUGGACUAUUACACAGCAAGGUUUGUUUGCAUGGAGGAAACCGUCACGUUCGGCGCAACCUGGCCCCCACCCCCUCCCAGUGUAGGAGUGAAAUGCGACAAUGGAGGAGAACUUAUUUUUAUACAAAGGUUUCAAUUAAAACUUUUUUCAUGUUACAGUU